Molecule: messenger RNA, 977 nt
Organism: Cricetulus griseus (Chinese hamster)
Lineage: Eukaryota; Metazoa; Chordata; Mammalia; Rodentia; Cricetidae
Source: RefSeq, a predicted model, not a curated record
CCCCCUGCCCGGCCCAUGUCCUUCGCCAUGCUGCGCUCAGCGCCGCCGGGCCGCUACCUGUACCCUGAGGUGAGCCCGCUGUCGUAGGAUGAGGACCGCGUAAGCGAGAGCGCGGGCUCCGACGAAAAACCCUGCCGUGUGCAUGCAGCCCGCUGCGGCCUCCAGGGAGCCCGGCGGCGGGCAGGAGGACGGAGGGCCGCGGGGAGCGGGCCGGGACCCGGGGGGCGGCCAGGCCGCGAGCCCCGGCAGAGACACACAGCGAAUGCGCGUGAGCGGGACCGCACCAACAGCGUGAAUACGGCCUUCACCGCGCUGCGCACACUCAUCCCCACUGAGCCAGCAGAUCGCAAGCUCUCCAAGAUCGAGACGCUGCGCUUGGCUUCCAGCUACAUUUCUCACCUGGGCAACGUGCUGCUGGUGGGUGAGGCCUGCGGCGACGGGCAACCAUGCCACUCGGGACCUUUCUUCCACAGCGGUCGUGCGGGCAGUCCCCUACCACCGCCACCACAACCACCACCUUUGGCCCGAGACGGAGGCGAGAACACCCAGCCCAAACAGAUCUGCACCUUCUGCCUCAGCAACCAGAGAAAGUUGAGCAAAGACCGGGACAGAAAGACGGCGAUUCGAAGUUAGAAGGAGGAGGGUCCACAGCAGCCAAGAGGUGAUGCCACUAGUGAAGGUGGAUCCACUGAAGAGUCACGGAGAGCCCCACCUUGGACCUGAUCUGAGCACAGGUCCCCAAGAGCAUGCUCACCAGGCCAGACCUGCCCCAGCUGUGAGCAGGGCCUAUGAACAGACAGACGGACAGGCGGGCUAUGGCUUGACUCUAAGUAGCCCAACACUUACCCAGGCCCACUGGAACUUUCCAUGCUGACUCCCUACCUGGGCCAAGUGUUGGCAUCUUGUGUCUUUAAUAUGAUAAUAUAAAGUCUGAAAAUUUUGUAUAAUUAAAAAUGAAACAGUAUCUUCCAAUCCGA